This is a messenger RNA of Drosophila simulans, 1915 nucleotides long. RefSeq lists its product as uncharacterized. Bases 1 to 1905 code for a protein of 634 amino acids. The record is from RefSeq and is a predicted model, not a curated record. The transcript has a single exon. NCBI's taxonomy places the organism in Eukaryota, Metazoa, Arthropoda, Insecta, Diptera, Drosophilidae.
AUGGAUGCUACCAAGGCCUACAAGGAGCCACUAUUAAAGGUAGAAACACUUGAAGAAAUAAAAAUACCGAGUCCAGUUGAUAAUCUGGUUCAACUGGUGGAUAGAAGAGCGGACAGGGUGAGGCAACAGAUGAGCCUAAUCUACGAAAGCCUAGAUAGUUCAAGUGAGAUUGAACUAGUCAAGCAGCUGGCAAUAAUGAAAAGUCAUUGGUCCAACGUGACGGACACACUGAAACUGCUUGAAAACAAGUAUGACAGAACUGCCUUUGAUCAAGGUGAGGCAGACAUUCUGCAAUCUGAAGUUGCCGCACUAGAGAUGGUACUUCAAAUGAAGUUGGAACAGUUCAAAAGUUCCAACUACGACGUGCCAGAACUCCCAAAAGUGGACCUUCCAACGUUCCAUGGAAAUGCGAAGGAAUGGCCAGCAUUUUACGAGCUGUUCUCUGAGCUAAUAGACAACAGGAAGGAUCUCAGCAACACAAGGAAGCUGGGAUAUUUAAGAGCCUGCUUAAAAGGAGAAGCUCAAAUGGUGGUUAGCCAUUUGAUAACGGGAUCAGCGGCUAGCUAUACAGCAGCGUGGGAGCUUAUCUGCAAACGCUAUGAGAAUAACAAAUUAAUGGAACUGGAGUGCUUGCUGCCCCAUGAUGAGAAAAAUUUAAGGAAGUUUUUGGAUACUGCGACCGAGAGCAUAUUCAUCAUAGAGGAAAAAGCAAAAAUAGAAAGCUCUGCUGACGUAAUUUUAGCAGAAAUUGCUACAAGAAAAGUGCAAGUUAGAUCGUGUGCCUUUUGCUCUAAGGAUGGUCACGAUAUGAUAAAGUAUCUCAAAUUCAGAGCACAAUCAAUCGAAAAAAGAAAAGAAUUCGUUCAAAAGAACAGCAUGUGCUUUAGAUGCUUUGGAAAGCAUAAUGCUAUCGACUGCAGAAAGGAAAUUACAUGCACUCGAUACUCCAAAGGACACAACAGCCUUCUUCAUGAAGACACAAAACGCAGUAUCAACAGCAAUAGCCUCAAGCAAGUGAAAAGGGCGCUUAUUGACGGUGGAACCCAGAAGACGCCUAUUUCAGAGGAGGCAGCACAAAUAUUAAGGAUUCCCAGAGUAAGGAGUACUAUAGAGGUCGAAGGUAUCUCCCAGACUACUCAAUUAUCAAAAAAUAGCGUCCACCUGGCCGUACAGAAUACGUACGAGGGUGGCGGUACCAGUCUCAAUGGGGACGGUUGGAGUUCAGAGGAAUUCGUCCCUGCUAGAGGAGUGAAGCAGGGUGACCCUUUGUCUCCUAUUCUAUUUAACUUGGUAAUGGACGGGUUGCUUAGAAACCUACCCAGCGAAAUUGGUGCCAAAGUCGGAAAUGCCAUUACUAACGCGGCCGCGUUCGCAGAUGAUUUGGUACUAUUUGCUGAAACUCGAAUGGGGCUUCAAGUAUUGUUGGACAAAACGUUGGAUUUUCUAUCUCUCGUCGGCCUCAAACUUAAUGCCGACAAAUGUUUUACCGUUGGCAUUAAGGGCCAGCCGAAACAGAAGUGUACCGUGCUAGAGGCACAGAGCUUCUACGUAGGCUCGAGGGAGAUUCCAUCACUGAAGCGAACGGACGAGUGGAAGUACUUAGGCAUCAACUUCACUGCAACCGGGAGGGUUCGAUUCAAUCCGUCCGAGGACAUUGGUCCAAAGCUACAAACAUUGACAAAGGCCCCCCUCAAACCACAACAGAGGAUGUUCGCCCUUAGGACUGUCCUUAUCCCACAGCUCUAUCACAAGUUAGCCCUUGGGAGUGUGGCGAUAGGCGUCCUACGAAAAACUGACAAACUAAUAAGAUAUUAUGUGCGAAGAUGGCUAAAUCUUCCGCUGGAUGUGCCGAUAGCAUUCAUUCAUGCACCCCAAAAAGUGGAGGUCUCGGAAUUCCAUCACUAAGAUGGGUAGC